GCGUUUUUGUGAAAAUAAAAAAGGCCCGUGCCGGAAGAACCCGUGCCAGAACGAUGGAAUAUGCCAAGAGAAUGGGAAGGAGUUCAAAUGUGCCUGCGUGGAAAACUUUUACGGCGACACUUGUGAGAAAGAAAAAGUUGUAUGCACGACUAGAAACACCGAUAUCUUGCUGAUCAUGGACGACUCUCGCAGUAUCAAAAAUUCAGAAUUCACACAGAUGAAGAAAUUCAUCAUCGAUUUAGUGUACCGUUUCAACAUCUCGCGGGAGCAAACUCGCGUGGCCCUCGUGCAGUUCAGCAGUAAAAAAUUCACUAGAGUGGAAUUUUAUCUCAAUCAAUAUUACGACAAAGAAUCGCUUAUGAAUCGCAUAAACAGUUUGAGACAGCGCGAUGGCGGUUCAACGUACACGGAUCAUGCCUUGAGAAUGGCAAGAGAUCAGGUAUUCAACGGUAAGAACGGCGACAGACCGAAUGUACGUGACGUCAUUGUUUUGCUGACGGACGGUCAGUCGCAUGACAACGACGCUGCGAUUGCCGAAGCUAGGUUGCUUAGAGACGAUGACGUCAGUAUCAUUUCGAUCGGUGUUGGGCAAGGUGAAGAAAAGGAAAAGUUAAUCAAAUUUCUCACCUCGCUAUCCUUCGGCUCCGACUACGUUUUCAAAGUUAGUUUCGCAAAUCUCGAAACAAUCAUCGAUGGCGUGACUACAGCCGCUUGUGAAAACCUUCAAGAAAUGUGAUGCCUAAUGUGGAAACACUGCAGCGAAAUAGAAUGUUGCCUUAACGUUUUCUUCCAAGACUUAGAAAUUAUGCUUUAUAGUGGUUUUCGCGCUUUUACGUACGCGUAAGCGCAAUUUUAUCCUUCUAAAAAUUUUAUUACGGAACAUAGAAGGUUGUUAAUGUUGUUUACAAAAAUACGAAUUUUAUUCAAGCGAAUAAACAUCAAAACUGCUUAA
Molecule: messenger RNA, 952 nt
Organism: Xenia sp. Carnegie-2017
Lineage: Eukaryota; Metazoa; Cnidaria; Anthozoa; Malacalcyonacea; Xeniidae
Product: cartilage matrix protein-like
Exons: 4
Coding region: 176-736 (186 amino acids)
Source: RefSeq, a predicted model, not a curated record